Larimichthys crocea (large yellow croaker) is the source of this 4718-nucleotide messenger RNA. It is a transcript of the gene zfr2, whose product is annotated as zinc finger RNA binding protein 2. NCBI's taxonomy places the organism in Eukaryota, Metazoa, Chordata, Actinopteri, Sciaenidae. Bases 106 to 3237 code for a protein of 1043 amino acids. Gene Ontology annotation, cellular component: precatalytic spliceosome. Gene Ontology annotation, molecular function: double-stranded RNA binding; single-stranded RNA binding; zinc ion binding. The transcript is spliced from 19 exons. The record is from RefSeq and is a predicted model, not a curated record.
CCAGCACAGACGCGUUGCCAUUGGCUGCAGCAGAGGGGGGGAACUAUCUUGACGGUUGGUCUCUCUCCGCUGUCUGCCCAGUACUGUACUACUGGAGAUGCCAAGAUGGCUGCAAGCAAUUAUUUCGGCUUUACACAUGGUGCCGGUCCGCAAUACAGUACCCAGCCUCCCCCAGCUUACUCCCAUCCAUCUACGGCCAGUUACAGUGUCCAGCAGGCUCCAGCUGUGGCUCAUGCAGUGACUGCAUCCUACUCUCCAGCUCCAGUCCAGGCAGCCCGGCCUGUGGUCUCUGCCCCUUACCCUGCCUAUCAGAGCCACCAGGCCCCUCCUGAUUAUGCCUACAGGCAGCCAGAACCCCCGGCACCCCCACAGCCCACCACCACCCCACAGACGUACCAGGUAUACUCAGACACGCAGGACAACUACAGCUAUCGCCCUGCAGCUGUGACUACCUAUGACAAUAAACAGUACUACCAGACGAGUAUAGCUCCGGCUCAGAGGACACCCACAGAGAAUUACUACCAAACUGUAGGAGUAAAGAGUGCCUACAGUCCAGCUCCCUCCACUGUGUACAGCCAACCGCCUCCUCCACAGAGGCAGGUAACAGCCCUGAAGCCUCUGGCCCCCUCAAGCUCUGUGUCCACCAGUUACAACAUCUACCCAGUGUCUACCAGUGUCCAGCAGCCGCCCACUCCCAUUUCAUCCUACACCCUUGGCUCCUCCUUCGGCUCCACUGUUUCAGCCACCACCUACUCAGGCAUUAGCUACUCCAGUUAUGACUCAACUGGCUACACCUCCACAUCUGCCCCCUCCUAUUACCAGCCGGCUCAGCAGACUCUCACCCAGCCGCAGCCUCCACCUCAGCAGCCACAACAGCCGCAACAGCCCCAGCCCCCCAUCCAGCCACCACCCAAGCAGCUGACAAGCUCCUCCUGGAGCAACUCAGGCAGCAACAUGGUGACAACUUCAGCUGUAAACACCUACAAAAAGCCCACGUUUCACCAGGCCAAGCUGCUCAAGCCCAAACUGCCUCCUAAGCAGCCCCAGCUCCAUUACUGUGACAUUUGCAAGAUCAGCUGUGCAGGCCCUCAGACGUACCGGGAGCACCUCGAGGGCCAGAAGCAUAAGAAAAAGGAGGCAGCCCUUAAAUCUGGGGGGCAAUCGGGGGCCAGCAACGGGCCCAGAGGGGUCCAGACUCAGUUACGCUGUGAGUUAUGUGAUGUCUCGUGCACCGGAGUGGACGCCUACGCUGCGCAUAUCCGUGGGGCCAAACACCAGAAGGUGGUGAAACUUCACACUAAGCUUGGCAAACCUAUACCUUCUACCGAGCCUGUGUUGGUGAAUUCGUCUCCAGUUAUCACAACCUCGACAGCUGGGAAACCUGCAGUGUCCAUGUCCACUCCUUCCUCAAUCCCAACCACUUCGACUCCGACUGUGACAGCCAAACAGGUGUCUGUAAACACCACGGCCAAAACAACGGCACCUGUCAAGAAAGCAGCUCCUUCCAAAAUAACUGUCAUUUCCAAUAAGCCUGCCAGUGCUCCAGCAGCUGCGGUGACUGCAGCGACAGUGGUGGUGGCUGCCAAGGUGGAGGAGCCCAUGCAACAGUCGGCUCAGAAGAUGGAGCCUCUUAGUGACGAUGAGGACGGUGACAGAGCUGGAGGCCAGGGAGACAUCCAGCCAGUGGGACACGACUACGUAGAGGAGGUCCGUAACGAUGACGGCAAGGUGAUUCGAUUCCACUGUAAACUGUGUGAGUGCAGCUUCAACGACCCCAAUGCUAAAGACAUGCACCUCAAAGGACGAAGGCACAGACUCCAGUACAAGAAGAAAGUGAACCCAGAGCUUCCCGUGGAGAUCAAACCCAGUAACCGGGCCAGGAAGCUGCAGGAGAGCAAGCUGAAGAAGCAGAAGCAGAAGGCGGUACUGAAGAGACAGAGAGACGAUGAGCAGCGCUGGCACAUGGAGAUGAGGUCAGACUCGUGGUCAAAACGAUAUGAAGAGGACAUGUACUGGAGGAGGAUGGAGGAGGAGCAGAUGUACUGGGGGGAGCAGAGACGCCGGAUGGCUCCUCCACCGCUGAUGAGUCGCCCUGGUAUGCCAGUACCCCCUCUACUGACGUGUGUGCGUCGGCCAGACUCUCCCGAUGACCGUCACAUCAUGGCCAAACACUCCACCAUUUACCCGGUAGAGGAAGAGCUGCAGGCUGUUCAGAAGAUUGUCUCUCACUCUGAGAGAGCCUUAAAACUGGUGUCAGACUCCCUGCUGGAUAAGGAAGCACCAGCUGUCACUACUGCUGCUACUGAAGGAGGAGAUGAAAAAGGUACUGAGAAUUCAGCACGGCUGCUAAAAGGUGUGAUGAGGGUGGGAAUCCUGGCCAAAGGCCUGCUGCUUCGUGGGGACAGAAAUGUUGAGCUCAUCCUGCUGACUGCUAAAAAACCCACCAUCUCUUUAUUGAAGAGCAUCGCCAAGCAGCUGCCAAUGGAACUGGAGACAUUUUCUGAAGAUCAGUAUGAGGUGCAGGCUCACCCCGAGGAGGCGAACAUCGUGAUAUUUUCAAGCAAGGAGCCCAAAAUGCAGGUGACCAUUUCUCUCACCUCGCCGCUGAUGAGGGAGGACACUGCUGCUGAGAAGGACAAGCAGGCAGGAGGAAAAGCGGCUGAGAAAGAUGUGGCUGAGAAGGACCCUCCUGAUCUUCUAAAUAAGAGGAAAUGUCUGGAAUACCUGGCUUCUCUUCGUCACGCUAAAUGGUUUCAGGCACGUGCGAACGGGCUUCAGUCCUGUGUGAUUGUCAUUCGGGUGCUGAGAGAUUUAUGUCAGCGGGUUCCCACCUGGGGGAAGAUGCCCGGCUGGGCGAUGGAGCUGCUGGUGGAGAAAGUGAUCAGCAGUGCUGCAGGUCCGCUCAGCCCAGGAGAGGCCAUGCGCAGAGUCCUAGAAUGCAUCUCCACUGGCAUCCUACUACCAGAUGGACCAGGGUUGAUGGACCCCUGUGAGAAAGAGCCGACAGAUGCUUUGGAAAGCAUGAUGCUUCAAGCUAGAGAGGACAUAACAGCCAGCGCACAGCACGCUCUGCGGCUGCUCGCUUUCCGUCAGAUUCACAAGGUGCUGGGCAUGGACUCCCUGCCGGCGUCCAAAGCCAGCGCUCGCAACCGCAAGCGUCGACGGGACGGCAGCGACACGGGCGAAGGCGAGGGAGAGGGUAAAAAGGACAAGAAGGAUGAAGCGGGGAUUGCUUGACCUCCGCCUCCAGAGCGCGAGGCGUUUGCUAGUUUAGAGACUGGUAGAAUGUCACAACUUUAAAACUUUUCUUAUCUUGAAAACAAUCUUAACACGCAGCUAUACACGUAUGAAUAUAACUGACUGUACAUGUUACAUGUCGACCCUUGAAUUAAGAGGAAUAUUGUGUUGGGAGGAAAGAGAGACUGAUGUUUGAGAAUCUGUACUGCGAUUCCCCGUAUAGUUCCUGCAGAUCAGUGUGCAGAGAAAAGUGUCUCAGUAAGAAAUCAUAAAAAUGACUGAUUGCUUCAUUCCAUUUCAGUAUAAUUGCACACUAAUAACUACUGACCUUCCCUGCCUUCUUCAUUCACGAUAGUUGUAUUGUUUUCUAUGAUGUCAAAGUUGAAUCAUCAGCACCUUAAGCUUUAUUUCCAAAAGAGUCUAAACUCUGCGGCCAGUUGAGUUUUACCACCUCGAGUCGGGACUCACUGAACUAACAUUGGUGCAUGACAUUUGUACAGAAGACGUGUGAGAGGGAUCAGAGAAGACUGGCAGUGUUUAGGAUCUACAUACAUACAGUACUGUGAUGUUCAUUGUGCCUAAGAUGACACAUUAGUGAGACAAUAAGUGUGACGCUGUCGAGUGAAAACUGUUUCAACAUUUCCUCCUGACACAUUUUGAGUUCAUUCGAUGGACUUGUUAAAUCCAAAGGUCCUGCAUCACAUCUUAAAGAGAAAAAAGAAAAACAAGGCUACACUAAAAUAAUUUCCCUUAAAUACGUCAUUACGUUGUUGUUGGGGGGGGUUUUGUUUUUUUUUGUUUUUUGUGAGAAACGCACAAAGACAGAGAAGCUCUGCUUUGUGCAGCAUUACCCCGUGAGGUUUUUUCACACUGGAGAGUAAAUCUGUCUCUGGAGAGAGAGAGACAAGUCUUAUGUUGCACAGUCUGUAGCAUGCUGAGGGAAUGAAGCACUUAAGAAAUGACAAUGUUACUGUAUGCAGCCAUAAUUUUAUCAUUUAAAUAAUAUGCCUAGUAAUCUUUUUUUCUUCCAGAGUAUGGUGAGCAGAAGAGAGAAGCUUUAGUCUGAAACAUAAGACUGAAUAUCUACUGUAAUGAUCAAGUAGUCCUUUGACUUUCUUCCUUGUGCCUGCAUCAUGUUGUGUGUUACUAAAGACUGAGUAAAGGGGAACAUUUAUGAGUUGUCAAGUUAAUAAUGCAAUGAUCUUAUUUCACAAAGAUGUAGGACAGGGAAGGGACAGUUGCACAACUCUUUUGGCUUAAAAGUCGUUGUGAGAGAGGUGUUGUGCGGUUUUAGUUUGUUUUUGUUUGUUUUUUCAUUUAUCAAGAGCAUCAUAUUAGUAUCGCUUGUUUUAUUUCUGAAGGACGUUGCAAUCUAUUUUGUAUUGUUUAAACAGAAAGUGUGAACGUUGCUGUCCUAUUAUUUGAAUGUCUUUGUAGUGUUGCCUAAAAUUAUGGGGAGAUAUUAAAACACUUUUAAGCCA